AUGUGUGAAGAAUAUGAUGCUCUCAUGAAAAACAAAACUUGGAAGCUAGUGCCGUACAAACAUGGCACCAAUGUCAUUGACUGUCGAUGGAUCUACAAAAUCAAGCGUAAGGCUGAUGGAACCAUUGAUAGAUACAAGGCCAGGCUGGUGGCCAAAGGCUUUAAGCAGCGAUAUGGUUUAGACUAUGAGGACACCUUCAGUCCUGUUGUCAAGAUUGCCACUGUUCGUCUUGUUCUAGCACUUGUUGUCUCUAGGGGAUGGAGUUUGCGACAGUUAGAUGUAAAGAACGCGUUUCUACAUGGUGUUCUGGAAGAAGAGGUCUACCUGAAACAACCACCAGGUUUUGAAGACAAGAAAAGGCCACAGUAUGUGUGCAAACUUGACAAGGCACUUUAUGGACUGAAGCAAGCACCUCGCGCAUGGUAUGCUCGCUUAAGCUCCCAGUUGAUGCGCCUUGGUUUUGUAGCUUCCAAGUCCGACACUUCAUUGUUAAUUUAUCGUAAGUUCAGUGUUACCAUCUUCGUGCUCAUAUAUGUGGAUGAUAUUAUAGUUGCCAGCUCUUCCAUGGCGGCAACAGAUGCACUGUUGAAGGAUUUGAGUAAGGAGUUUGCUCUUAAGGAUCUAGGUGAUCUUCACUAUUUCUUAGGCAUUGAAGUUCAGAAGAAGAAUGAUGGACUUGUUCUUAGUCAAGCCAAAUAUGCACGGGAUGUGCUGGCCCGAGUUGGUAUGAAGGAUUGCAAAGGAGCACCAACACCAUUGUCUUCUUCAGAAAAGAUCUCAGCUUAUGAAGGAGAGCCAUUGGGUCCUGAAGAUAGCACAAAAUACAGAACAAAGAGAGUUUUGACAUAUGUGAAGCAUACAGUUGAUGUUGGGUUGACAUUCAUGAGGUCACGCUCUACCCUGGUUAGUGCCUUCUCAGAUGCUGAUUGGGCAGGCUGUGAAGAUGACCGCAGGUCAACUGGAGGUUUUGCUGUCUUUCUUGGACCAAAUCUUAUUUCCUGGAGUGCAAAGAAACAAGCUAGAGUAUCACGGUCCAGUACUGAGGCAGAGUACAAGUCUGUAGCUAAUGCCACAGCAGAGGUGAUAUGGAUACACCCUGGCCACGGCCGUCGCCUGUUCGACGGAAUGCCUCCUAAGAAGAAGCGCAAGAGUCCACCGCCGGUGAGCGUCGCGGACCGUAUCAGCGCCCUCCCCGACAGUCUCCUCCACCACGUGCUCUCCUUCCUCCCAGCGCAGGCCUCCGUACGGACGUGCGUGCUUGCUCGGCGCUGGCGCCACCUCUGGAGGUCCACCACAGGCCUGCGCAUCGUCGGCCUUGAUGACGAGGUGGAAUUAGAUGUUGAAGAUCUCCGGAAGUUCGUGGACCAUCUGCUGAUCCUGCGUGAGCGCACCGACCUAGACUCUGUCGAGAUCAAAUUCAAUGAAUUCUGUGACGAAGACCAGCCCUAUGUGAAAACAUGGGUCCGUUUCGCUUUGAUGUGCAAAGUUUGCACGCUCACCCUUCAUGUCGGUGCCUCUGAAUAUCUCGACCUAGACGACCUGCCUCUUGUCUCUCGGCAUCUGAGAACAUUAGACCUUGAUGGUGUAGGCCUACAAGAGACCUUCCUUGAUUUUGGUAGCUGUCCAGUAUUGCAGGAUCUGAAGAUGAGUCAUUGCAACAUCAAUGCUUGUAGGAUAUCCUCCCAUUCCCUAAAGCAUUUGACCAUCUAUUGCUGCCUCAACCACUUCGAUUGCCGGAUCCAUGUUUCUACUCCGUGCCUUGUCUCUCUGGAACUUAGUCAUUUUUCUGGUAGAACACCGUUUCUUGAAAACAUGGCGUUGCUAGAGAGUGCACAUGUGUAUCUUAGCGAUUACUGCCAAGAUGUCUGUUUGAAUUAUGACUCUGGUGUUUUCUGUGGAGCUAAUAAUAAUGCAUGUAAGAAUUGUGUUCCUAUUGAAGACGAUUGCAGCACAGAAUAUGUUCUUCUGGGUGGUAUCUCAAAUGCUAAACACCUGAAGUUGCUACCUGGAAGUAAAACGUUCAUUUUUGCAAGAGAUUUAAAACACUGCCCUACAUUUACCAAGUUAAAAACUUUGUUGCUCAAUGAGUACUGGUGUGAGGGUCCUGAUUUGGAUCCGCUAACUUGCAUUCUGAAAAAUUCACCAGUUCUAGAGAAGCUCACUCUUCAACUCUUUUCCAAGGGACCAACUCAUAAAGUCGAAAUGAAAGGAACCUACAGUUCAGUUGAGGGACCAGCUGCAAUAUCUGAGCACCUUAACAUGGUUGAAGUCAAGUGUAAUGUGGUCGACGAAAAAAUUCUUAAAGUUUUGAAGUUCCUGACUGCAUUUAACAUACGAUUCGGUUUCGUGUAAGGGCGAGAAGAUGUGGGCUGCCAAUGGAUCUGCAAUCCCUGGCUAGAAAUACGAGGCCUAAGCAUAUAUGGUGCGACUAUGCUUCCGUCCUUUUUUGCUGGUGCAUCUUAAUUCCACUCAGAAAAACGGUGUAGAAUCCGUGAUUUAGCUUUACCGUAUCAUGUAGCAAUUUAUAUUACACCUCUGGUUCAUCUGAACUGUUUCAGCUCUAUUACUUGGUAGCACUCUCGGCGUAUCCU
Molecule: messenger RNA, 2591 nt
Organism: Lolium rigidum
Lineage: Eukaryota; Viridiplantae; Streptophyta; Magnoliopsida; Poales; Poaceae
Exons: 6
Coding region: 1-2352 (783 amino acids)
Molecular function (GO): protein binding
Source: RefSeq, a predicted model, not a curated record